Molecule: messenger RNA, 1964 nt
Organism: Bombina bombina (fire-bellied toad)
Lineage: Eukaryota; Metazoa; Chordata; Amphibia; Anura; Bombinatoridae
Gene: KCTD14
Product: potassium channel tetramerization domain containing 14
Exons: 2
Coding region: 114-854 (246 amino acids)
Biological process (GO): protein homooligomerization
Molecular function (GO): protein binding
Source: RefSeq, a predicted model, not a curated record
GACACUUCCCACUACACCUGCUGGCCGGGGGAGGGCCACCAGGACACGGCUUCUGUGGCUCACAGGAGGGAUCCUGACCAAACACAGCCAGAGAUCAGCCUGGCACCUUCACCAUGAGCGUCUCCGAGUACCGGACCACCGGCAAACAGAUCACCAGCAGCCUGCAGAGUUUGUCACCGAUUGUCCAGCUAAACAUUGGUGGAGAGAUAUAUGCUACAACACUAAGCACUUUGAGGAAGUGUCCUGGGUCCAAACUGUAUGACAUGUUCAAUGGGCAGCCAAAACUUCGCACAGACUCUGAAGGACGAUUCUUUAUCGACAGAGAAGGAAAGAACUUCAAAUACAUCCUGGAAUACCUGCGGAGCAGCCAAGUUCCUACUCAAUGUAUCCAAGAGGUAUACAAAGAGGCUGUCUUCUAUGAGAUUGAACCACUGGUGAAGAAAUUGGAAGAAACUCCACAGAUCUUUGGGGAACAAGUUGGAAGGAAGCAGUUCCUGGCCCGAGUGCCCAACUAUAGUGAGAAUAUUGAAGUGAUGAUACGCAUUGCCAGAGCAGAGGUGAUAGCCUCCCGCUACUCCAACGUCAUUGUGUGCGUUGUGAGGACAGAGGAAGAUGCAUCCAAGUGCAAUGACGCCCUAAACUCACUGGAUAUGGAUAAGGAGUCUUUGGUCAAAUUUGGCCCAUGGAAAGCCUCACCAGGAAUUUCUGAUCUCCUUGACUGUAUUAAGCUUGACAUUGAAGAGAAAGGUUACAAUGUGUCAUUUCAUUCUCAUGUGGCCGAUAAAGGUUUUAGGUUCAAGUCAUAUGACUUUUUGUGUAAAUUUUUGUAUAAGUUUGUAUUCACUUGGUGGUAACAAAAGUAGGUAAAGGCUAUUCAGCAGUCGUAACUCUUUAUUUUCCAUAGAUAUUCAUGGUGCAUUGUUACAGAAAACAAAAAACAAAUUUUAAGUUUACAUAUUUUAAUAUCUUAAUAGAUACAAUAUCUUAUUUAAAUCAUUACAUAUCAAGUCACCAUUUACUACAUUUACCAAAGCUUACAGUAUUUUCCUUGAGCCCUGUUGUACCAUAUAUGAAGAAAAACGUCACGUAAAUACAUUAUACAGUUUGGUCAUUAUUAUUGGCUUUUGUAAUCAUAUUACAGUCAUUAUAGUUGCACAAACUAAAACAAGCAUAUGCACAAUAAUCUCAAGGUAGAUGUAUAAUUUUAAUACAUACACAGAAUAAUACCAGUAUUUUAAUAUGGUAAAUAUAUAAUAACCUUAAUUAAUAAAUUAAAGUCUAUAUGAAAGGAAGAUUCUAUAUGAAAAUAUAUAUAUAAUUUAACUCUUGAAUAGGUGCUAUAGGUAUCAUUUAUUUCCUUAUUUGUAAAUGUACUAUUUUUUUAAGAAUUUUAUUACUUGAAAUAUGAUUACAUUUUGGAUAUAAUUUUAUUUUGCAAAUAAUUUCAAAUUUAUAAGUAGAGAUAGGGUGAUAAGUCCUUAAUAUUAAGCUUGGUAAUUAUGAAUUACCUUGCUUGUUUUUAAUUUUUCUAAUAUAUAUUUUUUACGAGUUUUUUAUGAGUCCUUUGGUAAAAUUCAUUGCAGUGUACAGAGUAAAAUAAACAUAUUUAACAACAAAAUGACCCCAUGAGACUUUACUAAUCAUAAAUAAUAUUCCAACAAACAAAAUAUAUUUACAGACUUGAUGUGUAAAAGGCCAUUUGUAAGCAUCCUGGAAAUCUUGCUUGAAUCCAGAAAUAAAUGUAAUUCAACAAAGUUCACUGUUUUUUGCAAACAACAUGGUGGCACGCAGGUAUACAGUCUUCCUAUAUAUAUGUUUCAUACAAUAUUCCUGCAAUAGAAAUGUAUUAUUUGAGAUUUUUGUGGUGGAAGUAGAUUUGCCAAUGUGUUUUAUUAUCCUUUUAUAACCAUCUUUGGCCAGUGUGGUUUUCUUGCAUGUUUUGUAAGAAUAAACUAAUGACUUAA